AUGUAUUGCAAAAAUAGAGAGAAUUAUAAUAGACAUAUUAAUGGCUUUGCUGCAAUUCUUGAUGAAGUAGAAGCUGCAGAAAUUCGUAAGCAUCCAAAUGUGAUAUCGGUUUUCCUAAGCAAAGAAGGGAAACCAGCCACAACUCGUUCAUGGAAGUUUCUUGGAUUGGAAAGAUAUAACGAAGUCGUUCCUUCUAAAUCUAUUUGGAACAAGGCACACUUUGGUGAAGAUGUAAUUAUUGGAAACUUGGACACUGGUGUUUGGCCUGAAUCAAAAAGCUUUAGCGAGUACGAAGGAAUUGGACCUAUCCCAUCAAGGUGGCGUGGAAGUUGUCAACAAACCAUUGGAGAUAAAAUUCAUUGCAAUAGGAAGCUAAUAGGAGCAAAGUACUUUAGCAAAGGCAUUCUGACACAACUAAAGAUGUCCAACGCCUCUAUACCUAAGGAAAACUUUUUCACUAGUCGAGACACAAAUGGACAUGGGACUCAUACUCUUUCCACAUCUGGGGGUAGCUUUGUCCCCAGAGCAAAUAUUUUGGGAUUUGGAAAUGGUACCGCUAAGGGUGGUUCUCCAAAAGCUCGUGUGGCUACUUACAAAGUCUUAUGGCCAGGGAGCAACGAGGCCGACAUUCUGGCAGGAUUCGAGCAUGCCAGGGAGUUGUGGAUGGGUGACUCAACUCCAAGUGGAGAUUUCAUUGUAUAUCGAUCCAACAUAAAUGCAGUAAGGCAUAAUCCUAUCCUUAAGGCAUGUUUAGGUGGGAAAAGAAACUUAGAGUGUUAUGGGAGUCUGUUUGCAAUUGAGGAUGAGUCUAGGCCUCUAAACAAGUUUCCUUGGAUAUCAGUGGUUAGUGGCUUUCGAGAUAUGUUUCCUGAGGAUUUGCCAGGACUACCACCUGAUAGAGAGACCAAGUUUUGCAUUGAUUUGAUUCCCAGGACUCCACCAUUUUCUACUACCCCUUAUCGUAUGGCACCUGCAGAGUUGGAUGAAUUGAAGAAGCAAUUGGAUGAGCUAAUGAAUAAGGGAAGAAUAGUCGUUGCAAAUAUCCCUGAUCUUAGAGAGUCUGUUAUGAUUGAGGCCCAUAGGUCUAAGGUUGUUGUACAUCCUGGAAACACAAAGAUGUACCAAGAUUUGAAAAGACAAUAUUGUUGGGAAAGUAUGAAGAGAGGUGUGGCUAACUUUGUAGCUAAGUGUAUGGUUUGCCAACAGGUUAAAUCUAAGCACCAGAGACCUUCAAGGUUGCUUCAACCUGUACCUAUACCAGAAUGGAAGUGGGAUGAGAUCACGAUGGACUUUGGAUGGGAUUACCAUUAA
Humulus lupulus (European hop) is the source of this 1311-nucleotide messenger RNA. Its product is annotated as subtilisin-like protease SBT3.11. Lineage: Eukaryota; Viridiplantae; Streptophyta; Magnoliopsida; Rosales; Cannabaceae. Gene Ontology annotation, molecular function: serine-type endopeptidase activity. The record is from RefSeq and is a predicted model, not a curated record. The coding region runs from base 1 to 1311 and encodes 436 amino acids. Gene Ontology annotation, biological process: proteolysis. The transcript has 7 exons.